AUGAAAUUCAUACAUGAAAUAUACCCAGGCCAUUUUUCCUUUAUAGUAGGAGACUAUCAGAGUAGCUCUAAGGGGAGAUCAAAUCCGCACUGUAUCACUAUAUACCCAUCUUAUCCCCGUAGAUCUUUUGCAAGAAGUGUGCAAACAACAAACCAUGAAAAUAGUGGGAAAACCUUACCCCUAAUUUUAUUUCCUGAGUCUAGCAUGUAUGUAUAAUCUGAACGAAGAAGCAUAGUAAGUCUCUCUAGUGGUAAUAGUAUUGAAGAUAUAUUUGAUAGCAUCUAUCACUUCUUCAAACUAGAUUUAGAUUUAGAUUUAUUGCAAUUUUUAAACACGAAUAUGAAAAUCGUCAUUUUUAAAUAUUGUGAAGAGCGCAUAGACUUUUGCUUCACAAAUUCGAAUACCAUAUGUACUAGAAGUAGAUAUCGAAUGAUGCUUUUCUUAUCAUUUGGGAGACCGUGUUGUUGCCCAGCUUUACAAAAAUAAUCAAUUUUUCUCUGCAGAUUUUGUGCUGUGAUCACGAAUUCAGCUGUGACCGUUUUGCAAUUUUUUUCGAAAAACGAAGAUAUAGUCAACGCCAAACAAAGUGGCGUGCAC
This is a messenger RNA of Acanthoscelides obtectus, 597 nucleotides long. The record is from the annotation of a GenBank genome assembly. Lineage: Eukaryota; Metazoa; Arthropoda; Insecta; Coleoptera; Chrysomelidae.